Camellia sinensis is the source of this 630-nucleotide messenger RNA. The record is from RefSeq and is a predicted model, not a curated record. Lineage: Eukaryota; Viridiplantae; Streptophyta; Magnoliopsida; Ericales; Theaceae.
AUGAAGCAAUUUGUUACGAACAAUGAAGACCUACAGCUUUAUGCAGCAGUAAAAGCCAGGGAGUAUCUUGAUAAGCCUGCUGUACACGAGACAAUGGUCAAGGUCAGUGCUUAUAUCCUUGGAGAAUACAGUCACCUUCUGGCCAGACGGCCUGGGUGUAGUCCAAAGGAGAUUUUUAGCAUCAUACAUGAGAAGCUUCCUACUGUUUCGACUUCUACGAUUUCCAUUCUUCUUUCAACAUAUGCUAAGAUUUUAAUGCACAAUCAACCCCCAGACCCAGAAUUACAGAAUCAAAUUUGGGAAAUUUUUCACAAAUAUGAGAGUUGUAUUGAUGUUGAGAUACAGCAAAGAGCUGUUGAAUAUUUUGCAUUGAGUAGGAAAGGUGCAGAUUUAGUGGAUAUAUUGGCUGAAAUGCCUAAAUUCCCCGAGCGCCAGUCUGCAUUGAUUAGAAAAGGUGAAGAUACUGAAGCUGAUACUGCGGAGCAAAGUGCUACUAAGUUGCGGUCACUGCAUCAAACUUCUAAUGCAUUGGUAAUGACUGACCAACGCCCUACCAAUGGAAUGCCACCUGUGAACCAGCUUGGUCUGGUGAAAGUGCCUAACAUGAGCAAUGUAGUGAGACAUGUUUGA